CUGAGACAAAUAAACUACUCCAAUGACGUGACAAGUGUUGAAUCUCUUUAUGUUCUGCGGCAAUCAGCAUACUUGGCUGCAACUGGCGCAGCUGGAGGGUUAUAUGGUUGUAACCUCGAUUCUGUCAAUGUUGAGCGACUCUUGCGGAAUUCUUCAGAUUCUUGUAAGGAAAUCAAAAGGCUGUAUGGUUAUGAGGGCAACAUUGUUUUCACCGACAACAAAGAUCAAAAGGUUAAGACCUUUAAUCCCUCAAGUGCAACAGUCGAGACCUUGGUGGGUACUGGCCAUGAAGGAACCGUUGAUGGAACUGAAGAAAGCUGCUCAUGUACACAAGUUUAUGUAAUCUGUUCCUUGUAGAAAGUUUUUUUUGGUUCUGAUAUAAACUAGUUCUGAUAUAAACUAGUCAAACUAGUUUCGGGGCUUACUGGCACAAUUUCCUUUCUUCGCAACCUAGGAUGUCUCUAUGAUAGUUUUGGAAUUGGUGCAUAUACCAUUGACGCGGUCCAAUUAUCUCUUCAAGAUGCAGUGUGCAAUGUUUCACAGUCACUGAAGUAAGGCAGCACUAUAAAAUGAAAGAAACGGCAACAAUAAGUGGCCCUGAAGGAACUGUUUCCAGCAAAACACAGGAGUCAUUGGUGCUUCUCGAAAGAGGUAUGGAACAGCUACGAGAUAACGUUAAGAAUGUAAACGAGGACUAUCUUGGUGAUAUUGACCUGUGUACGCUGCUAACAACUCAGGUGGAGAACCUUCAUUCGGUCUCCCACUUCAAAAACGAGACUUUCACUGCUCUUCAGUAUGCUCAAGACUUUGGAACAAUUUCAAAGGAAUCUUUAAAGAGAACAACGAAGUGGGGUGCGAAGUACUUCACACUUGAGAAGUCUUAUUAUCCAGUGCCUAAAUCCAGUGUGGAGUUACGGGACUUAGAUUUGAUGAAACCUCCUCCAGCUGGUAACGUUGAUCCCAACAUUGAGGCAGCCAUGAAGGAAUUGGUUGACAGGUAUCGACCUGUCAGGCAAGGACGGUAA
Messenger RNA from Pocillopora meandrina, 1025 nucleotides. NCBI's taxonomy places the organism in Eukaryota, Metazoa, Cnidaria, Anthozoa, Scleractinia, Pocilloporidae. The record is from the annotation of a GenBank genome assembly.